AUGGAGCGCGGUCCCCUGCGGCUGAAGGGCAGCGGGGGCCUGGGGACCGGCAGGCGGGAGAAGGAGGCGAAAGACAAAGCCCAGAUACGGGCAGCAAGGAGCAGGGAGGAGGAGGAGGAGGAGAAGCACGGGCUGGACAAGCGCACCCCGGCGCAGGUGGCCUCGGAGAAGAUGCAGGAGAAGCAGCAAAUAGAGCAGAUCCUGAAGAAAGCGUCGAAAACCCGCAAGGAGCGAGUGGAGGAGUUCAGCGGGCACUUGGAUGCUCUGACCGAGCACUGCGAUAUCCCAAAGGCAGCUGGGAUGAACGGGCUGCUUGUCGCGGCUCUGGAGCUGGGUUUGGUUUGUAUCGAUGUAAACCUGGCUGUUCUCCAUAUUGUUAUAUUCUCGAAUGCAACUUCGGAGCUUUUGUGA
Messenger RNA from Agelaius phoeniceus (red-winged blackbird), 411 nucleotides. The record is from RefSeq and is a predicted model, not a curated record. Lineage: Eukaryota; Metazoa; Chordata; Aves; Passeriformes; Icteridae.